UUAUACAAUGUGAUAAAGACACAAAUACUCACAGUAUAGUUGAGACGAAUUAAGACCUUGGCCAAGGCUUGACUCUUCACUAGAGCGAAGAUGACGACCACUUCUUUUGCUUGGCUGUCUUUUCCUUUUCUUCUUCUCCUUUUGCAUAGUGUUUACUCARAAAAGUUACAGUUUCUCAAGGUCCCCAAAAGUCGAGAGUUCCUCCCAGUGGGUGCAAACUUGACUAUCGACUGCACAACAAAUGGAACAGCGCAAACCGCUGUGUAUUAUCGAAGGAAGUUAAAGACUGUCAGAUGGAAGAAGAUCGAAGCUAUUCCUGGUAAAGUGAUCCACGAGGGAUCAGUGUAUACCUUACUGACUUUAACCAGGAAAAACGCAGGACAAUACCAAUGCCGAGCCUGGAAAACCACCAAUAGCACCGAGGUUAGAUGGCCAGAUAAUGUUGGAAUGGUCAUCAUUCGAGGAGGACGUAACAAAGGUUGGUGUGUUUAGUAGUUUUCACGGGUU
Actinia tenebrosa (Australian red waratah sea anemone) is the source of this 507-nucleotide messenger RNA. RefSeq lists its product as uncharacterized. The record is from RefSeq and is a predicted model, not a curated record. Lineage: Eukaryota; Metazoa; Cnidaria; Anthozoa; Actiniaria; Actiniidae.